GAGAGCAGGGAGAGGGGGGAGCGCGGAGCUAGUCAGAGAGUGAGCGAGAGCAAGAAGGAGGGAGAGGAGGAGAAAGAGAGCGAGGGCGGGCGGGAGGCGGCGGCGGCAGCAGCAGUAAUAGCAGGAGCAGCAACAGAAGGCGUCGGAGCGGGCGUCGGAGCUGCCCGCUGGGGGAGAGAGAGAGGAGAGAGAAAGAGAGCGAGCGAGCAGAGGAGCCCGAGGCAAAAAAGUAACUGUCAAAUGCGCGGCUCCUUUAACCGGAGCGCUCAGUCCGGCUCCGAGAGUCAUGGCGACCGCAGCGUCUAACCACUACAGCCUGCUCACCUCCAGCGCCUCCAUCGUGCACGCCGAGCCGCCGGGCGGCAUGCAGCAGGGCGCGGGGGGUUACCGCGAGGCUCAGAGCCUGGUGCAGGGCGACUACGGCGCGCUGCAGAGCAACGGGCACCCGCUCAGCCACGCUCACCAGUGGAUCACCGCGCUGUCCCACGGCGGCGGCGGCGGGGGCGGUGGCGGCGGCGGCGGGGGCGGGGGCGGCGGCGGGGGCGGCGGCGACGGCUCCCCAUGGUCCACCAGCCCCCUGGGCCAGCCGGACAUCAAGCCUUCGGUGGUGGUACAGCAGGGCGGCCGCGGCGACGAGCUGCACGGGCCAGGCGCCCUGCAGCAGCAGCACCAGCAGCAGCAACAGCAGCAGCAACAGCAGCAGCAGCAACAACAACAGCAGCAGCAACAGCAGCGGCCGCCGCAUCUGGUGCACCACGCCGCCAACCACCACCCGGGGCCCGGGGCAUGGCGGAGCGCCGCGGCUGCAGCGCACCUCCCGCCCUCCAUGGGAGCGUCCAACGGCGGUUUGCUCUACUCGCAGCCCAGCUUCACGGUGAACGGCAUGCUGGGCGCCGGCGGGCAGCCGGCGGGGCUGCACCACCACGGCCUGCGGGACGCGCACGACGAGCCGCACCACGCCGACCACCACCCUCACCCGCACUCGCACCCGCAUCAGCAGCCGCCGCCGCCGCCGCCCCCGCAGGGCCCGCCGGGCCACCCCGGCGCGCACCACGACCCGCACUCGGACGAGGACACGCCGACCUCGGAUGACCUGGAGCAGUUCGCCAAGCAGUUCAAGCAGCGCCGGAUCAAACUGGGAUUUACCCAAGCGGACGUGGGGCUGGCGCUGGGCACCCUGUACGGCAACGUGUUCUCGCAGACCACCAUCUGCAGGUUUGAGGCCCUGCAGCUGAGCUUCAAGAACAUGUGCAAGCUGAAGCCUUUGUUGAACAAGUGGUUGGAGGAGGCGGACUCGUCCUCGGGCAGCCCCACGAGCAUAGACAAGAUCGCAGCGCAGGGGCGCAAGAGGAAAAAGCGGACCUCCAUCGAGGUGAGCGUCAAGGGGGCUCUGGAGAGCCAUUUCCUCAAAUGCCCCAAGCCCUCGGCCCAGGAGAUCACCUCCCUCGCGGACAGCUUACAGCUGGAGAAGGAGGUGGUGAGAGUUUGGUUUUGUAACAGGAGACAGAAAGAGAAAAGGAUGACCCCUCCCGGAGGGACUCUGCCGGGCGCCGAGGAUGUGUACGGGGGGAGUAGGGACACGCCACCACACCACGGGGUGCAGACGCCCGUCCAGUGAACUCGAGCGGGGGGAGGGGCAGAGCGCGGGGCUCCCCCUCCCCUACGGUCCACGGCCCUUUCCCGGCCCCCUUGUUCCCUCUCUAACUUCUGAUUGUUCUUUUUAUUUUAAUUAUUAUUUCCCCGUCCCUUAAAAAGAAAAAAAUAAUAAGGAAAGCAACUAAGGCACUGGACUAUCCUUUAAACGGUAGCAGGUGUAAUGAUGUGUUUUGACCUUUACAGGCUAGUACCCAGGCAAUGGAGUGGAGUGUCUCAUAGAGAGAGUGAGGAGAGAGUGUGUAAUAGAGAGAGAGAGAGAGAGAGAGAGAGAGAGAGAGAGAGAGAAGGAGAGAUGGCAAGCACUGAGUUAAAUACCUGGCAAAAGUAAAUAAAUUACCAAAAAGAAAAAAAAAA
Acinonyx jubatus (cheetah) is the source of this 2010-nucleotide messenger RNA. RefSeq names its product POU class 3 homeobox 2 (gene POU3F2). Bases 287 to 1618 code for a protein of 443 amino acids. Lineage: Eukaryota; Metazoa; Chordata; Mammalia; Carnivora; Felidae. The record is from RefSeq and is a predicted model, not a curated record. The transcript has a single exon. Gene Ontology annotation, molecular function: DNA-binding transcription factor activity, RNA polymerase II-specific; RNA polymerase II cis-regulatory region sequence-specific DNA binding. Gene Ontology annotation, biological process: regulation of transcription by RNA polymerase II; brain development. Gene Ontology annotation, cellular component: nucleus.